UCGGAUACAUUACGGAAGAUAAGCGCAGUAACUUUGCUUGUCAGAUGCUUAUUAAAGUUUGAGCUGUAAAAGCGGGAUAUGGACUGUCACUAGUUAAAUAGGUGAAUGUUGUAAUCACCCGUGCAGUCUUUAUCUGCGCCUGAGACUUAGUACACAUUUGACACCGUUGGCAGUCCUCCGUCAGAUCAGAGCGGUCCAGUGUGCAGCGAUGUCAGGAGACGGGACGGAACAGCGAGCGCUGCAGUAUGAGCAAACUUUGAUGUAUGGCAGAUAUACCCAGGAGCUGGGGGUAUACGCCAAAGAAGAAGCAGCACGCUUGCGGGAGGAGACCAGUUUCAGGAGAACGCCGCUCAGCGAGCGCAGCCGGUCUGCGGAGCUGCUGGAGUACGACAAGAGCCGCUGCGCCAGGUGUCGAAUCUGCACGGUGAGAUGCCAGAAGUUCCUGAUCUCCAGGGUGGGAGAGGACUGGAUCUUCCUGAUUCUGCUCGGGCUUCUGAUGGCGCUGGUGAGCUGGGCCAUGGACUACGCCAUCGCUGUCUGUUUGCAGGCACAGGAAUGGAUGUACGGUGGGCUGGACAGCAAUGUCUUCCUGCAGUACCUGGCCUGGGUCACCUUUCCUGUGGUCCUCAUCACCUUCUCCGCGGGAUUCACACAGAUUCUCGCACCCCAGGCAGUCGGCUCGGGGAUUCCCGAGAUGAAGACAAUCCUGCGUGGGGUGGUCCUCAAAGAAUACCUCACUUUCAAAACCUUCGUGGCCAAGGUGAUUGGCCUGACCUGCGCCCUGGGGAGCGGUAUGCCCCUUGGGAAAGAGGGUCCGUUUGUGCACAUUGCCAGCCUGUGUGCGGCACUGCUCAGCAAGUUCAUGUCACUGUUUGGUGGAAUUUAUGAGAACGAGUCUCGAAACAUCGAGAUGCUGGCAGCGGCCUGCGCUGUGGGGGUCGGCUGCUGCUUCGCUGCACCCAUCGGUGGCGUCCUUUUCAGCAUUGAAGUAACCUCCACUUUCUUCGCUGUCAGAAACUACUGGCGGGGCUUCUUCGCAGCCACCUUUAGUGCCUUCAUCUUUCGAGUACUGGCUGUCUGGAACAAAGACGAAGAGACCAUCACUGCGCUGUUUAAGACUCGCUUCCGCCUGGACUUCCCCUUCGACCUCCAGGAGCUGCCUGCCUUCGCUGUCAUUGGGAUUGCCAGUGGCUUCGGAGGGGCCCUCUUCGUUUAUCUGAACAGGAAGAUCGUUCAGUUCAUGAGGAAACAGAAAACCAUCAACAAGUUCCUAAUGAAGAAGCGCCUGCUGUUCCCUGCCCUGGUAACCCUCCUCAUCACCACUCUCACCUUCCCCCCAGGGUUCGGACAGUUCAUGGCAGGACAGCUCACUCAAAAAGAGACUCUGGUCACCCUCUUUGAUAACCGCACCUGGGCCAAGCAGGGCAUCUCAGAGGAGUUUAUGCAGCUCACCACCUCGGGGGCAUGGAAGCACCCUCGUGCCAACGUCUUCGUCACCCUCGUCGUCUUCAUCCUCAUGAAGUUCUGGAUGUCUGCCCUGGCUACCACCAUCCCUGUCCCAUGUGGAGCCUUCAUGCCAGUCUUUGUGAUAGGUGCUGCUUUUGGGCGGCUGGUUGGGGAGAGCAUGGCGGCCUGGUUUCCAGACGGCAUUCACGCAGACGGGAAUGUUUACCGCAUUGUGCCCGGUGGCUACGCCGUGGUGGGAGCAGCAGCGCUGGCUGGAGCAGUGACCCACACCGUGUCCACAGCGGUCAUCGUGUUCGAGCUGACUGGCCAGAUCUCUCACAUCCUCCCUGUGAUGAUUGCAGUGAUCAUGGCCAAUGCUGUGGCUCAGAGCCUGCAGCCCUCGUUGUACGACAGUAUCAUCCGCAUCAAGAAGCUUCCCUACCUGCCCGAGCUGGGCUGGGGCCACCACGAGAAAUACAAUAUCCGCGUGGAGGACAUCAUGGUGCGUGAGGUGCACUAUGUCACCCUGAACUGCUGCUACCGGGACCUGCAUGACGUGCUGCAGAUAGGCAAUCUCAAGACCCUUGCGCUGGUGGAGUCUGUAGAGUCGAUGAUCCUCCUGGGCUCCAUCGAGCGCUCGCAGCUCCAGGCUCUGCUGACCCAGCAGCUGGGGCGGCAUAACCGCAUGGCAUACCUGCAGGAGAGGGCACAGGCUGCCAAGAAGCGCCUCUCCACCCAGAGUCAGGGCGGCAAUGAGCCGGACAGCCAGCGUGCCAGCCAGGAGGUGCGCUUCCAGAUCUCCACGGAUACGUCCACAUUCAGCCCCUCAAACGUAGGACUGCAGAAGCCCCUGAAGCCAGCACUGAAACGAGCCUCCUGCCCCACAAUAGAGACCCCCACUGGGCCCGUGGACAACACUGCCAUCGCCUUAAAAAACCUGUUCUGUGUCAGCCCAGUGAGCGAGCCCACAGAGAACAAUGAGCUGUCAGGUGCCCCUGACAACAGAAAGCCCAAACGAGUGACGAUAUCCAUCGUGGACGAGUUUGACGUGGAAGAUGACAUGACGGUAUUGGAGGUAGCUGAGUGGGAGGAGAGGCAGCUGGAAGAGCAGGUCAACUUCAACAACUGCAAGAUUGACCCAGCGCCAUUCCAGCUGGUGGAGAGGACGUCCCUUCACAAGACCCACACAAUCUUCUCUCUGCUGGGCUUGGACCACGCCUACGUCACCAGCAUUGGCAGGCUGAUCGGGGUGGUGUCGCUCAAGGAGCUGAGGAAGGCGAUUGAAGGCUCGGUGACAGUGAAAGGUGUGAAAGUGCGCCCCCCGCUGGCCAGUUUCCGGGACAGCGGCACCACCAGCAGCAGCGAGACAGAGACCACGGAGAUCCACAAGCUGUGGGACCGGCACAAGAGGAUAUCUCUACCACGCGAGUCCAGUCCUUCGGAGACCGACGACAAAUCCCAGUGACGCAGGAGAGUGUGUGUAAGCGCGCCGCAGCCCAUGCAGAGACUCUGCCACCCGGGACCCCCGAACCUAUUGCACUGACUCCCCUUUACUGCACUGGGGGGCUCCCCCAGCACGUACACGUAGAAACCCUGGAGGGACGAUGAUUGUGUGCGCGAAUAGGAGAAGAAAAUGGGACUUUUUAUUGUACAUGUUGAACAUCUUGCAAGCUUGUUUGUCUGGGCUACCCCUGUCAAUGAGGCGUUUAUAUCUGAAGGUUGUAGACCAGGCUGAGUGAGGUGCAUGGACUCCUACUGCGUAGAGCUUGGUAAUGGUGAAGAGAUUGCAGCAGGCAAAUGUGUAAUUGAGUGUAAGGAAAUAACCCUGCACUUUAUUCUAAUGGGUAGCUUCGUGUACAGAGCAUAUCAUAAUCUUCAUGUUUUUAUGUUAAAACAGGGACAAGUGCUAUGCAACGGGAGUCUUCUUGCCAUUCUGUAUAUACCUGUAUGUCUCUACAGUACAUCCACACGCUAUGGGUCAAGACAUGGGAAACAGACAUUUGAAUCUCUUAAUCGAUUAGUCAGAGCAUGUGAAUGAUCGAUUAAUUACAUAUCUGCAAGUCCUAAAUGAUACACAAUUGUGAAAUGAAUGUAAAAGUGUUUAAUGAAAGAGGUGACUUACUUUAUUUUAUUUUAUUUAGCUCUGGCAGGUUCAAUUAAUCUGUUUUAACAAAAACAUGUAAGUGAUGUGAUAAAUCAACUGAUCUUUAUUCAUAAAUUAUUAGAAUUUGUAUUCCUGCAUUAUUACUUAAAAAUCAGAACUAUUGGUUAGUUUUACAAAUGUAAAAUACUGGAAGCGAUCUCUAAACUUGUGGCCAGUGGUGUGUGUGUGUGUGUGUGUGUGUGUGUGUGUGUGUACUACUGUAUAUGUGUGUGUACGCGUGCAUGUGUACUGUAUAUGUGUGUGUAUCACAUACCUGAUUAUUGCAUAUCUCUGGCAUAUCAGAUGACGAGAAAUGCACCAAUGUGCUCCUGAUAAUGGUAUAUUUCUGUUUGUUUCAUAAAUAUUCAGGAAUCCUGGCUAUGCACUUACCAUGCCUCUCCUCCAGGAUGGAUGAAAGCAGGCUGCGUUAGCAAGCUGCAGUACUAACAGCAUCCAUAGACCGUGGGACAGUGAACAUUGUUGAGCAUCACCAGGGGAAGCAAAUACCACAGGUGCCUAUAGGGGGCGCCACCAAGACAUUUGCAUUCCUGCAAGAAAGGCAUCUUGCAGGCAUGACAAUUGGAUGCAUUAGUGGUGCACCCUAUAGGCAGCUGUGGUAUUUGCUUCCCCUGGUGAUGCUCAUUAGUGUUCACUGUUCUUAUUCACACCUACAGUGACUGCUGGUGUGUGCUUCCCAUGGUGCAUUGGUGCUACCCUGUGAAUUCAUCUGAUAGUGCAGCUUACUGAACUGCACAACCCUGUAUGUGACAGAAAACAGGGAUACUGAUGUGUCUGCUAGUUAAUAUAGGCUGCUUGAAAUGUACGUUAUCCAGUAACUAAAUACACACGGGCACAGCAGGGAAGAAAGAGGCAAGCGCUAUUGAGGAGUAAGAGGGUCCUCGGAUAGACACUUUCAAUACUCGAGACCUUUUCUCAGCACUUUUCUUCUUUAUGUGCAAUCCCUUUCUUUGUUUACAUUUAUAUGCAUGCUAGUCUUUACUUGCAAACACGAGACAUGCAGGGAAUUGAAUGAGCAAUACCUGUUGUACAUGGUCAUAUAUAGUCUUCCAUUAGUCAGAGGGUCUCUGCUUUUGAGUCUGCGUGAAGCAGCUGUAACAGUGCAGAACAAGGAGAAUAGUUUCUGAAUAUCUGCUGCUUUACGGUCUACGGCCUCUUCACACAGUGGCGCUGCUGUUGUUGAAAAAAGACAUUUACAGGGCAAUAAAUCUGCCACUGAAUGGGCACCUGCACACACAAACCAUACCCUACCACAAACGUUGAACUCAAUCCUAAGCUUAAGGUUCCUCUCGGAUUGCCGUGUGUGCGUGAAUGCAUGUGUACUAAAGUCAUGACUACUGUGUGAAAUUCAGUUUUGUAAUGUUACUUUAUGUUCUUUGCGCAGACAAGCCCUGCUGUGUGACUGGAAUAUAGGGCAUGCCAGUGCACAAAGCCUGAGUUUCAAGUGGCUGGCUCACACUUUUUCAUUUAGCUGUGCUACAGUCCAGUCUUCCUCCAUUUCAUUCCUGAAACACUCCGAUCUAGUCCUGGCUGCCUCGGAGGUGUAAGCGACUAUCACGUCAGCAUCCAGGUUACAGAACCAGCAUCCCUAUGCAGGAAACGCCUGGGAAUGCCCCUUAUUAAUCUAGUGUGAGGAAAUCCAAGCUGUUUCAGUUGGGGCUCAGGCACCACGUUAUUAAAGACGGUGGCCUCGCUCCAGAAUCCCAGCUUUAUCCCCUCUCACACCCCCCACCCAUGCAUGGCAAUGAGUUACUGAGAGUGCAUGCUGUUUUCUGUAAACUGUAUCGCUGUUCAAGUCCAACAUGUUUUCAUGGGAAAUCUUUAUGAUGAUUAUCGUGGUUUGUUUGUUUGACUGAUUGUUAUUAAUUGUUCAUUAUUUAUAAUCGUUCGCCAUUAACUGCCAUUUCUUUAACAUGUUGUUUUCAACGCUGUGCUGUAAAGUGCAACAAAAGGACAAUAAAGGAAGGUUUAAAAUUUUAAUAUAUUAAACAUUAUCACUGUAAUUAAUGUGAAUUACAUUUAUAAUGCGAUGCUUAACAUCAGGAAAAAAAAUAUUGUGUGUAUUUUACUGUUUUAAGAAAAGAAAAAUGAAUCAAAUUAAUUCAGAGAUUUGUCCGCAAGGAUCCAAAACUUCUGUCUCCCUUUAAAAAAGAAAACCUGACCUGGAAACUGUCAAACAAUGUCGUUCGUGUGAUGCUACGUUAUGAACACAGCUCACCAGGCUCAGACAUGCAAGCGCAAGCAGUUCUGGAUCGUUGCACACGUCCUCUGGUAAAGCGUGUCAUUUUGCUUUUGUCGUCCUUCUUGUUUUCUUAUUGUUUAACUGGAACUGAUCACAGGGCUAGAAAUUGCAGGGGCAGGUUUUUAACGAUUACAACUCAGAUAGUCCUGAGGAUUGUUCUUCUUUGAAAUCCUUUGAAAUAAUAGAUGUGUGCAAUAACUCCUCGUCAUUUCAUUUUGUAACAAAAUUUACUCUACUACUGGAAAAUACACGAAUGGAAAAUAACCUUAUUUUUGUAAAAAAAAAAAAAAAAAAAAAAAAAAAAAGAAAAAGAAAAAGAAAAGGAAAAACCCUCAACUGAUUGUUUAGAGGAAACACUUUGCUUGUGCUUCAUGGCUGCGCUGCCUUGCACUUUAAUCAUUGAUUGUAUUAGUCCGAUGUUGCUGUCAUGUUUUUGAUGCUUAACCAAUGCCAAUAUCUGUAUAUAUAUGAAAACAGAAAACAUCUUGGGAAAUGCAGGUUAACAAAUUUACAGUACUAUUUUUCAGAACAAAGAAGAAAUGUUUUGUAUGUCUGAGAUAAAUAAUAAAAAUUUU
This is a messenger RNA of Polyodon spathula (Mississippi paddlefish), 6424 nucleotides long. Its product is annotated as chloride channel protein 2-like. The record is from RefSeq and is a predicted model, not a curated record. The transcript is spliced from 24 exons. Lineage: Eukaryota; Metazoa; Chordata; Actinopteri; Acipenseriformes; Polyodontidae. Gene Ontology annotation, cellular component: membrane. Gene Ontology annotation, biological process: transmembrane transport; chloride transport. Bases 209 to 2911 code for a protein of 900 amino acids. Gene Ontology annotation, molecular function: voltage-gated chloride channel activity.